This is a messenger RNA of Drosophila sechellia, 3817 nucleotides long. It is a transcript of the gene TyrR, whose product is annotated as Tyramine receptor. Gene Ontology annotation, cellular component: plasma membrane. Bases 1 to 1896 code for a protein of 631 amino acids. Gene Ontology annotation, biological process: positive regulation of MAPK cascade; adenylate cyclase-activating adrenergic receptor signaling pathway. Gene Ontology annotation, molecular function: G protein-coupled receptor activity. The record is from RefSeq and is a predicted model, not a curated record. The transcript has 5 exons. Lineage: Eukaryota; Metazoa; Arthropoda; Insecta; Diptera; Drosophilidae.
AUGGCUGUCAACUUGCAGCUGAAUAAUUUAAGCGCCAUUUAUCCAUCGCUCAUGUAUGUGGCCGCCUCCUCCUCCUUUUCCUCCUCCCUGCGGGGAUUGGGACUGGGAUCGGGAGUGGGAGUGGGAGUGGGUGGGCUGCCGGAAAACAUAUCCAUCGUGUACGAGGAUGCGGCCAAUGGGACAGGAGGAGGAGGCGGUGCAUAUCCCAGCGGACCGAACGGUACGGAUGCAGUGGCUCUCACCGAACCCGGACCUACGGCACCCGUGACCACAUUUAAUUACUACAAUGAGUCGGCGGCGGCCGCCGAGUGGGCGCACUUCUACGAUCUGGUGCUCUCCUGGCAGGGCAUCAUCCUGAUUGCCGUCUUUGCCACCUUCAUCGUGGUCACCGUCAUCGGGAACACCCUGGUCAUACUGGCCAUAUUGACCACGCGCCGGCUGCGCACCAUUACCAACUGCUUUGUGAUGAGCCUGGCGGUGGCCGACCUCCUCGUGGGCAUCUUCGUCAUGCCCCCCGCCGUCGCCGUCCAUCUCAUAGGCUCGUGGCAACUGGGCUGGGUGCUCUGCGACAUUUGGAUCUCCCUGGACGUGCUCCUCUGCACGGCCUCCAUUCUCAGCCUGUGCGCCAUCAGUGUGGACAGAUAUUUGGCCGUGACCAGGCCGCUUACGUACUCCCGUAAACGGCGCUCCAAACGAUUGGCCCUCAUCAUGAUCCUAAUCGUCUGGCUGCUCGCGUUGGCCAUCACCUGUCCUCCCAUGCUGGGAUGGUACGAGCCAGGACGCAGGGACCUGCUCGAGUGCCGAUACAACCAGAACGAGGGCUACGUCAUCUUCUCGGCCAUGGGCUCCUUCUUCAUACCCAUGGCAGUCAUGAUUUAUGUGUAUGCAAGAAUUUCCUGUGUCAUUGCAUCCCGGCACGACAAUAUGACCGACAUAAGUGUUCACAACAAGAAAUUCAAGCGCUACACGGCAGCGGACGUAGAGAACGAGCUGUCGGAGCAGGAGCAGCACAGCUCCGUGGGCCAGCGCCAGAGACAGGCCACAUCGAGGACGUUCUCCAACCAGACGAUAGCCAAGGAGCUCCACGACAUGAUGCUCAGCGACAGCGACAAUUGUGCGCCAGUCGGCGCUGGAGGAGCAGGUGGUGGGGGAGGAGCAGGAAGUAGUGCCACUGGCGGCACCCACUGUCAAUCCCUGCUGGCUCUGCCCUCCGGCGGAGGAGGUGGCUCCAUGGGCUGCGCCAAGAAUGGGUGCUACGAACUCACACGACCCUCCUCGCUGAAGCGCGCUUCCACCGCCUCAACGACCAUUACCACAAUGACGAGUGGCAUGGGGCCGGGCAGCAGUCUCCUGGAUGCACAGUGGCAGUCCCAGCCGCCGGGCCAAACGGGGCAGGUGCAGACCCACUCCCUAUCGCAGCCACCGCGAACACACAGCUUUAGGCAUUCGCACGGGGAGCGGGACCGCGAGAGACUGCGGAGCCAUCAUCACCAUCCUCAUUAUCAUCACCAGGCGGGCGUAACCACGACAUCGACCAGCGGGAACACCAGUGCCAACACCAACAGUAAAUCGCUGUCCAAUCGGAUUACGUCGCUGAAGAAGGAGAACAAGACCACUCAAACCCUGAGCAUUGUGGUGGGUGGCUUUAUCGCCUGCUGGCUGCCCUUCUUCAUCAACUAUCUGAUCACCCCCUUCCUGGCCGAGCACCAGGCCAGCCAAAUGCUGGCCAAGGCCCUCACCUGGCUGGGUUGGUUCAACAGCGCCAUCAAUCCCUUCAUCUACGCCUUCUACAGCGUCGACUUCCGGGCGGCCUUCUGGCGCCUCACCUGCAAACGCUUCUUCAGCGCCGGCCAGAAGCCGCAGUUCCCCACGAACACCAUGUCCAUCAGGCGAUAGAGUUGGACUGGGCUGGACUUGCCUGGAAAGAGAAACACAGAAAACCUCUCAAGCCCUGAACAAAUUGCCCGCACAUAACAUAUUAUUAACAUAUUCAUUAACUUUAGACGCGUCGGCGGCGAAAAAGGUGUGGUCCCUAAUUGCACCCACAGUCCAUGUGUAAUUGUUCUCCAGUUUCUCGUAUAGUUUAUUUCAUCGUCAGGGUUUGCUUCCGAUUCUGGAUCAUUUUGCCACUUAGGAGACGAACCUCGCCCACCGGCAAUUCCACUGCUUUCAGUUGACCUUUCAGAAAUGCCAAGGCAUUACAGCAUUUUCAAACAGUCUAUAGGGAAGCUUCUUAACUCAGAAACUCAACCGAUAUAAUAUAAAAUAUAUAUUUAUUAUAUAUACUUCCAAAUUUUCCUAAGCUUUGAGAUAAACAUUUCCAUUGCUGCUAAUAUUUAUGGAAAUAGUAUAGAUAAAAGGUUGAGCCACACAAUCUACGUAUCUCAUAAAUGCCAUGAAAAUCAUUUUGUGAUCCAAAUUUGUUUGCUAGUCAGGAAAAAUAGAAAUUCCAUCGAAGUUAGUGACUCAUUUGCUUUAAAACCUUUUAGUAGAAUAAUGUAGAAAACAACAUUGACUUAGUAAAUUUCGACUUAGUGAAGCUUGACUGUACAAAGAUGGCAAUACGUGUAUGUAUGCGACUGCAGGCAAGGAUUUCAAGGUUUUUUUGCAUGCAGAACCCGUGGAAAAUCUGAUACGCAGCACGUAUCGAUUUAGUAAUUUCCGCGCGACUUUUCCGCUCAGCGGGCGGCGCCUCUAAAAUGGCAACAUUUUCCUUGGAUGUUGCUUUUUGCCGGGCCGUCAAGACAACUUGGACUUGGCCAGUGGCACAGACAGCGCAGAUGGAUGGGAAAACUUGUUUGUAUGGCUCGCCGAAAUUGCGGCCAUUCCUCGAGCUCUAAAAUUCAGCCGCAUGCUUUUGCGUAGGUUACCAGUUUGGUGGUGACCCCGAACCACUUCCGCAUUCCCUUUUGGCGCUUUACGAUGCAGCUAGCUAGUCCCCAACGUACUUAAGUUUAGUGCAGGCAUAUAUAUCAUAUAUAUCAGUAAAUAUCACUGUAUAUCAUAUCAACUGAUAUCAGGACAUCAUAAAGAAUAUGGCCCAGAGAUACGAGUUGAUUGAUUUACAUGGAGGAGGUACUGAAAUCAGUGGAAUAUCUGGGGGCUGGGAUCAAGUUGAUAAUUAGCUUUAAUCAGCUUUAUCGGAAUACCAGUUAAAAACAGUUACUGUGAUUUAGUUUAUAGUUGAAGUUGAAGCUGAAACUUCAAGAGUUUUCCUUUAGUCUUAACAACAUUAAGUGUGUGCUGUGCGUGUGUGAAAGUAAGUUUGUGUGAAUGGGUUGUAAUGUAAUUUAUAAUUUAAGGCAUAAUUUAUUCAGGCCAUCAGCAGCUUAGCUAACCCCUAAGUAGGACUAAUCUUCGCGUUGUACCAAGCAAUCUACUUUUCGAACUCCAUCCAUUGCCGGCGGCGGUGUGAAGUCAUAAACGCAAUCAAGCAAUGCGCCUACGACAUAGAGAUUAAGUCAGACGAAACUCUCAUCAGCAUGCCAUCCUUCUUCCUGAAUCCUUCUGAAUAUCUGAUUUCCGGAAUAUCAGCUCACAUCACGUCAAGCCUAACAAGUCAAAACAGAUGCUUCCGUCCCGUCCAAGGUGAGGAGCAAGCUCGGCGGAUGGAGCUCAUCAUCAUCGCACGCCCACCAAUCAUAUUGCAUAUCGCAUACUCGUAUAUCUCAUAUCGUCUCAUUCCGGCUGAUAUCACAGACAUAAUCCGCAUAAUCUGCAUACAAAUAUAUGUAUAUUUAUUAAUAGUUGUGUGUGUACGAAUAGCAAGUUUUUGGAAACGAACAAAUAAAUAGACAAUUCGAAAAGACAAAACUCU